CACACCUCAUCUUCUGGUCCUCCAGCAUAUUCUACCUUCUUGUCGCUCCAGCAGCCCUCGUUGUCUGCCUGAACUCUCACCCUGGUGGUCGGGAAAUGUCACAGAGAGGCCCGUGCCGCAGCAAGGGGGCGUUACGGGGGAAAAACAAUUGCCUUUAUUGUUGUAUUUUCACGCAUUUCGCGUUUUCUUAGUCUUACCACUAGAAUAAGCAUCAAAAACGACCACCACGCCGACCGCCAAGUCCGAUGGUGUAGCAUCCAGCGUAGACCGCUGUUCGCAUCCUUCAUCUGUCUCGUCUCGUAUUGCAAUCAUUGCCAAACAUGAAAAAUGAAACAUUUGCGCCCUGGGACUGGAUGCUCUUACCAGCACACCCCACUUCCACCAUGACACCCAGCAGAGGAUUCUGGGAUUGACACAAGCAUCACUCCCACUGAUGGCCUGGACCAGGUUUCAGCUGGCCUGCUGAAGCUAUGGGGAGCUGCUGGAGCUGUCUAUACAGAGACGCUAUCCAAGACAACCAUCUCAACAAAUUUAAGGUGACUAAUGUGGACGAUGAGGGGAAUGAGUUGGGCUCAGGAACCAUGGAGCUCACACAGACAGAGCUCAUUCUGCACACACGCAAACGUGAUGCCAUCCGGUGGCCAUACCUUUGCCUGCGUCGAUACGGUUACGAUUCCAACCUCUUCUCUUUCGAGAGUGGCCGUCGAUGUCAGACAGGACAAGGGAUCUUUGCAUUCAAGUGUUCUCGUGCAGAAGAGAUUUUCAACCUGCUGCAGGAGUUGAUGCAAUGUAACAGCAUCAAUGUGGUGGAGGAGCCCAUGAUCAUGACCCGGCCCGGGCAUGCACCAGAGAUGGACAUGCCUCGAACUCCACAGACACCCAAUACCCCUGCAUUCCCAAUGCAGGGUUUUCCUAAUGGAUUCCCAGGAUACCCAAUCAGUGCAGACUCAUCGCAGCCCUCUCUCACCAACGACCACAGACACAGCCUCAUGGGACUGGAUGACCAUACCCAUACAUAUGUGAAUACAGUGGGCAUGGAAACUGACCUCUCAAGCCGCCACUGUGUCCACUCCCUGCCCGAAGUGCGGCCCACCACCUUCCCGGAAACCUCAACUACCACCACCAUACGUGGGGGCCCAGUCCCAGGCCAGCCCAGCAUGCACUGUUGCUCCCUGGACGACCCUCACAAAGACCCUCAGGUCUUCCUCCAGCCUGGAGCCCAGGAGGUGAAGUUCAUGUUAGGUCCGACCCCAGCACAGCGCCACCUAAUGGAAAGAGACAGAGACCGCCACAUCACUCACCCGAUUCGAGCACCAGACGGCAGCUCCGAAACAGAAGGAGAGGAGACUCAGUCCGUACACAUGUGCAACACGCACUCUUACCACCAUUGUCAUCAUCUAAUCCACCGACACCCUAGCAUGGAGCCUUGCCCGGAAAGCCAGCUGACAUAUGAGAAUAUCAACGGACUCCGUGGGGCACGUAGGCAAAGGCUGAGUCCGAGCACUGUGUCUCAAUCUCAGUCUUUGGGCUCCAGUAGCAGUAGCAGCACCACCGGUGAUUCCCGCACACACACGCAUCCGCACUCCCUCCCGCUCACGCACACACACUCUUCCGCGCUGCCUCCACAGGGAUAUGGGUGUGACCGGGGAAUGGGGGUCGGUGGUCAUCGGCGCACCGCGUUGCUCAACUAUGAGAACCUUCCGUCACUCCCCCCGGUUUGGGAAUAUCGUGCGCUUCAGCGUGAGGAAGAAGAGGAUCAGGAUGAAGACGAGGAUGAGGACGAGUAUGAGGAGGAAGAGGAAGAAGAAUAUGAUGAGUAUGAGUAUUCCGAAGGGCCCACAACCCCAAAUGGAUACCAUCAAGAGAGUGGUGGCAGCAGUGGUAUUCAUCGUGAUGCCCUGCAGAACUAUGUCAACACUGAACAGGUGCGUCAACAAGAGCAUGAGCAAAUACAUGUAGAGAAUAUGCCAAAUCUAAUUCCAGGUUAUGUGAAUAAGUUAAAUUUAAUGGGACGUGGCAGUGCCACCUGCGAGCAGCACAGCCGUCACCCGCCUCCUCCUCCUCCAUCUCGCCAGCUCAACUACAUCCAGGUGGACCUGGAGGGUGAGCCCUCCGGUUGCUCGGGACAUGGAGGAGGGGCUCCGGUACCACAGAGACCUCCUCCCCUCAAACGUGGCAUGGCUGCCGCCGCAGCGGCUCCGUCUUCCCGCCGAGGAGAAUGCUACGCCGUGAUUGACCUAAAGAAGACAGCAGCCAUGUCCAACCUACAGAAGGCUAUCCCUCGGGAUGACGGCACCUCACGGAAGACACGCCACAACAGUACCGACUUGCCUCUGUGAGAGGGAAAAAGAGAGUUACAGGUAUGACAAGAAUACAAAUGAGGGAAAAUGUUCAUUAAAGAAAGUUUUGGUGGUAUUUUCCUCCCACCAUUAUAGUGAAGCCUCUAUUUUCUCAUUUUCUACACUCAUACCAACUGCUGCUUGAUGAAAUAGUAACUCCAUUGAGUAGAACACUGAACAUU
Sinocyclocheilus rhinocerous is the source of this 2521-nucleotide messenger RNA. Its product is annotated as fibroblast growth factor receptor substrate 2-like. Gene Ontology annotation, cellular component: cytoplasm. Gene Ontology annotation, biological process: fibroblast growth factor receptor signaling pathway. Gene Ontology annotation, molecular function: transmembrane receptor protein tyrosine kinase adaptor activity; fibroblast growth factor receptor binding. The record is from RefSeq and is a predicted model, not a curated record. NCBI's taxonomy places the organism in Eukaryota, Metazoa, Chordata, Actinopteri, Cypriniformes, Cyprinidae. The transcript is spliced from 8 exons. The coding region runs from base 471 to 2339 and encodes 622 amino acids.